Messenger RNA from Dama dama (fallow deer), 1378 nucleotides. It is a transcript of the gene DGAT2L6, whose product is annotated as diacylglycerol O-acyltransferase 2 like 6. NCBI's taxonomy places the organism in Eukaryota, Metazoa, Chordata, Mammalia, Artiodactyla, Cervidae. Gene Ontology annotation, biological process: lipid metabolic process. The coding region runs from base 1 to 1014 and encodes 337 amino acids. The record is from RefSeq and is a predicted model, not a curated record. Gene Ontology annotation, cellular component: endoplasmic reticulum membrane. The transcript is spliced from 7 exons.
AUGGCCUUCCUCUCCCGGCUGAAUCUUCAGGAAAUCCUCCAGACCCUCUCUGUUUUGCAGUGGAUGCCAGUCUACGUCUUUUUAGGAGCUAUUCCUAUUAUCCUUAUACCCUACUUUCUGGUGUUCACUAAGUUCUGGAUGGUGUCUGUGCUCGCCUUAGCCUGGCUCGCCUAUGACUGGAACACCCACAAUCAAGGUGGUAGACGUUCCACUUGGGUACGAAACUGGACAAUCUGGAAAUAUUUCCGAAAUUACUUCCCAGUAAAGCUGGUGAAGACUCAUGACCUCUCUCCCAGACACAACUAUAUCAUUGUCAACCACCCCCAUGGUGUACUCCCUUAUGGUGUCUUCAUCAACUUUGCCACUGAGACCACUGGCUUUGCUCGGAUUUUCCCAGCCAUCACUCCUUAUGUAGCGACCUUGGAAGGGAUCUUCUGGAUCCCACUUGUACGAGAAUAUGUGAUGUCAAUGGGUGUGUGCCCAGUGAGUGAGUUGACCUUGAAGUAUUUGCUGACCCAGAAAGGCUCAGGCAAUGCUGUGGUUAUUUCUGUGGGUGGAGCUACUGAAGCCCUCUUGUGCCACCCAGGAGCCUCUACUGUCUUCCUUAAACAGCGUAAAGGUUUUGUGAAGGUGGCACUGAAGACAGGAGCAUACCUUGUCCCUUCCUAUUCCUUUGGACAGAAUGAAGUUCACAAUCAAGAGACCUUCCCUGAGGGCACAUGGAAAAGGUUCUUCCAAAAAACCUUCCAGAACACAUUCAAAAAAAUCCUGGGACUAAAUUUCUGUACCUUCCAUGGCCGGGGCCUCACUCGAGGAUCCUGGGGAUUCCUGCCUUUCAAUCUUCCCAUUACCACAGUUGUUGGGGAGCCCCUGCCAAUUCCCAGGAUAAAGAAGCCAGACAAGGAGACAGUGGACAAGUACCAUGCACUCUACAUCAAUGCCCUUCAGAAGCUGUUUGAUGAGCACAAAGUUCAGUAUGGUCUGUCUGAGACCCAGGAGCUGACAAUUGUCUAACAGGAGUUGGAUUUCCCCAUUAUUGAACUCCCAAAGCAUUGAGGGAUCCAACCAGGGCCACAAGGAAAGGAGAAUCUGGGAAGAGGGGAGGAUCUCAGGGUUGAAUGAUGAGGCCAGCCAAGCCAGAAAGUACUUAAUGAGUCAGGCUGAGGAAGGAACCAGAGUUACGGGGAAGACUGGGCAACAACCCAGUUUAGCAAGCAGUCUUUUGUGAGUACACAUAGUCUUGUGAGUCUCUGUGUGCCAGUUAUUUUGGCUUCCUAAUUCCAACCAACUCUGAUCAGAGGAAUAAGAAGCCAAAGAAUACCAUGUCCUUCCUCCUGAGCCUUAGUAACACCACACCAUCACUGUUUAGGUUGAGGCU